Molecule: messenger RNA, 771 nt
Organism: Macadamia integrifolia
Lineage: Eukaryota; Viridiplantae; Streptophyta; Magnoliopsida; Proteales; Proteaceae
Product: ribosome production factor 1-like
Exons: 5
Biological process (GO): maturation of 5.8S rRNA; maturation of LSU-rRNA
Cellular component (GO): preribosome, large subunit precursor; nucleolus
Molecular function (GO): rRNA primary transcript binding
Source: RefSeq, a predicted model, not a curated record
CUGGAUUACAAGUACCAGUUUGUUAGGUUUAUUAUCUUGUGGAAUAGUGCUUACUGGUUAGGUGUUUUUAUAAAUAUAUGUCCUCUAUACAUCUUGCAGAACCAUGGUAAUCCAACAACUCAUAGGCCUGAGCUUGUGUUGACAAACUUGACAACACGUCUGGGACAUCAUAUUGGGAGGCUGAUACAAUCACUUUUCCCUCAAGAUCCAAAUUUCCAUGGGAGGCGAGUUGUGACCUUCCACAAUCAGCGUGACUUUAUUUUCUUCCGUCACCAUAGGUACAUUUUUGAAACCAAGGAAAGUAAGCCAAGUGAUUCGAAAGGUAAAAAAACGGUGGGAAACAAAGAUGACAAUAUCUCUCGAGAAAGAAUGGUUGCACGCCUUCAGGAAUGUGGUCCACGUUUCACAUUGAAGUUGAUAAGUCUGCAGCAUGGAACAUUUGAUACCAAAAAUGGGGAAUAUGAGUGGGUUCACAAGCCGGAGAUGGACACUAGCCGCAGGAGGUUUUUCUUAUGAUUUGUUUGGGCAUGUUCUUCCGGGUUCAUUCAUUGUGGAAGGGAAGCAUAUUUUUGUAGAGAGAUUUGGUUCCUACACCUGAAUGAGAACUGAUGAGCAAUAUAUUAUACAAUGUAUCUUCUCUCCACUAAACUAGCCAAUUUCCUCGAAUAUCAUUGCUACUUACUGUGGUCCUAUUUUGUAUUAGCUCAGAAUAUUCUGUUCUGUGGAAUUCCAAGACCAAUAGACAGUUUGUUGAUUGAUUAAAUUUUCUAA